Molecule: messenger RNA, 2508 nt
Organism: Capsicum annuum
Lineage: Eukaryota; Viridiplantae; Streptophyta; Magnoliopsida; Solanales; Solanaceae
Product: probable serine/threonine-protein kinase SIS8
Exons: 15
Coding region: 118-2307 (729 amino acids)
Biological process (GO): regulation of DNA-templated transcription; protein phosphorylation
Molecular function (GO): ATP binding; protein kinase activity
Source: RefSeq, a predicted model, not a curated record
UUUUUCCAAAAUCAAGAAUUGAAAAAAAAUGGCCACUUCCUUCACAACCCACAUCCUUAUUCCCCUCCACCACCACCACCACCACCAUCGCCGCCGUAGUCACCGUCUCUGGCUACCAUGCACGGCGGAGCAGCCGCCGGAGACGACGAGUCUUCAAUCUUGGUCAAAAGAUUAUACACACUGGAAUCAAGUCACAAGAAUCUUGUAGAACAAUUCAAUGAGUUAUUGGAAGAAAAGAAGAUUGAUGAUGAUGAUAUUAUGGAUAAAGAUGAGAAAUUAAUGGAUUCGGGUCAAAUGGGUUUUCGGGUUCCGGGUUAUUUUGUUACUGGGAGUCCAUAUAGGAAUGUGUUGAAUUAUAUGGGUCAUGCUGUUCAUGUUAGUAGAGCUACUACUGGUGAAAUCAUUUAUUGGAAUCGAUCUGCUGAAAGGCUUUACGGUUAUAAAGAGCAUGAAGUACUUGGACAGAUAACCACGGAGUUUCUUAUAUGUGAAGAAUAUCAUGAGCUGGUAAGGAUUGCCAGGCAGAGAUUGAGCUCUGGAGAAUCAUGGUCCGGUCUGUUUCCUUGCAAGAAGAGGUCCGGUCAGAUCUUUAUGGCAAUGUUGACGAAGAGCCCAUUGUACGAGGAUGGUGAGCUUUUUGGUAUUAUCACUGUUUCGAAUGAUGCUUCAUUCAUUAAUACAAAUUCGAAGGACACAAGUACUCAUGAGGAUAAUGAUCAACCUGGUGCACGAGGAAUAAAUUUCAAAAGGAUUCAAUGGAAUCAACGACCACAAAUUGCAUCAUCUGUUUCAAAUCUGGCCUCGCAAGUUUUCUCACUGAAUCGUGGAGAAGAUGCAUGCGAUGCUUCUGCAGAUGCAAGCGCGAGGGAUGAGUCUGAUUUAGACUCCAAAGAAGGAAAACCACUGAAGCCACCCAGAGCACCUGCAGCACGGCUGAGUUUCGGUUUGCUCGGUGGAAGGAAUAGAGCUAACACAGAGAGAUCUGAGAAGGAUGAUUCUACAUUCGACAUUGUUCAGCCUUCCAAACUUGCAGCAAAGGUUAUGUCAAAGUUGAACUUUGCGGGAUUUGGUCACCUUAGUAAAGAAAAAGGUCAACAGAAUGGCAAUGGCAGUGCUCCUGUUGGUGAGGAUGUAGCUGAAGCACAUCCGCCAGCAGCGUCUGAUUCUUCAGCAGAAUGUUGUCACUUUGUUGAUGCACGUCAUUGCUUUCAGAGAAACCAGAAAGGAUCUUGUUUUGAUCCAGGAGGAACAUGUGCCCCUACAACUAGGCACGGUGUUGUAGAGGGUCCCGGAGGGUCCUCCUCAAGGAACUCCGAUAAAUUUCCCGAGGCACUUGAAAUUCCUGAACAGAUUCCAGGAUCGUGUAUGAGUGAUGAACUCCAGCAAUCGCCAAAGUCAGGUGGGAGCACAGAUAACCAUGGAAAUUCAUCAUCCAAAAUUGAGAAUGAGUCGAGCUUGAUAGCAGAUUGUGAGAUUUUAUGGGAAGACAUUAGCCUAAAGGAGGAAAUUGGACGAGGUUCAUAUGGUGUUGUGUAUCAUGGAAUCUGGAACGGAUCGGAUGUUGCCGUUAAGGUUUACUUUGGGAAUCAGUGCAAUGAGGAAACAUUGCUCGACUACAAAAAGGAGGUUGAAAUAAUGAAAAGACUCAGACAUCCUAACGUGUUGCUAUUCAUGGGGGCCGUAUAUUCACAAGAAAAAUCUGCCAUCGUCACAGAAUUUUUACCCAGGGGAAGUCUUUUCAAAACGCUUCACGGAAAUAAUCAGUCAUUAGACUUCAGACGGCGUCUUAGGAUGGCCCUCGAUGUGGCAAGAGGUAUGAAUUAUUUGCAUCGCCGCAACCCACCUAUUGUGCAUAGAGACCUGAAAUCUUCAAACCUGCUAGUUGAUAAAAGUUGGACCGUCAAGGUUGGAGAUUUUGGCCUAUCGAGAUUUAAAAAUGCAACCUUUUUAACAACAAAAUCUGGGCGAGGGACGCCCCAGUGGAUGGCUCCUGAAGUACUUCGAAAUGAACCUUCAACAGAAAAAUCUGACGUCUUCAGUUUCGGUGUGAUCCUAUGGGAACUAAUGACUGAAUCUAUUCCAUGGAACAACCUUAACUCUUUACAGGUUGUCGGAGUUGUUGGAUUUAUGGAUCGUAGAUUGGAAAUUCCAGAAAAUCUUGAUACUCGAGUUUCUGCAAUCAUCCUCGAUUGCUGGAAAAGCAAUCCAGCACUCCGUCCAUCGUUCCAAGACAUAAUCCAAAGGACGACAGACAUAAUGCUCUCGUUUACAGGAUUAACGACAGCUAGGAAGAACACGGGGACAUAAUAUCAAUACACGAAUCGACAGGUUUACCUUUAAAGGCAUAUAUGUUGGAAUUCUUAGUCUUUUAGAAUAUAUAUAGUGAGUAGCCAAGUUUCGCUGGAAAAUUACACUGUGUAGAUAUGUUAAAUCUUCAUGUUUCGUUGGAAAAGUACAAUGUAAACGCUUUUUGAUGUAUGUAUAGAUUCCCCUUCGCUUCUUCGUGCA